CAAAAGUGGAAAUGUCAAAAUGUGUUUAUGUUUUCGUCAGUAAUCUACAGGUGUACGACGGUACCGAACGUACACACAGAACUAGUAAGUUUACAGUUUAUAAAUAGUUCCGAAUCGAAUGUGACAAUGGAAGGGGAAGAUUAUUGGAAUAAAUCGGAAAAUAAGGCGUUCAGCUUCGACGAAGACGAUAGGACAAUUCUGCACAUUCCAACCGAACGAAAAUUGUUCGUCGACGACAACACAUCAGAACUGAAUUAUGACUUUCCAUCCAGCGAUAUUCCUCUGCACUUAAUCAUAUCCGAUAGUGACCUAAACAAAGUGUUGCAAGAACAGUCGAUGGACGAGCCACAACUACCGAAGGGUAUAGCGCUCGAAGAAGAAUUGCGCAUACUGAGACGCAAAAUACAGGAACGAUUGCAUGCUCCACCCGCAUCCGUGACCGUUACGAAAAUGACCAUGAAGAAGCCGUAUUCGUUGGACUGUUAUCGGUCGUAUCGGGAAAAAACUGAACUGUUGACGGAGGCGGUAUCGAGUGGCAAUGGGGACGCCGUUCUGGCGGUUGUAUUAUUUCUGGUGAAAACUUUGCAACGCAAAUAUGUCGUUAAACUGCUGGAUACACAUCCAAUGGCAUUGAAUCAAUUGGUCAAUUACUUGACGGUACGGUUACAAGUUAAGGAAUGUGCGGAAUGGAUGAGUUUGCUGGGAAAAUCGAAUAGACUUGCGAUGCUACAAUUUGGAGUGACCACAACAUUAAUGAAGAGCAAUUCAAAUAAAACGUCCAAAUUGCAGUCCGUCUACAAUGACUAUUUCAAUCAGCCGGGAGUGAACACCUUUUAUGCCCAAAUCGUAGCCAAUUACGUGCAUUUGUUAGAUUUUCAACAAAAAGAGAAGCAAUCGAAUUCGAAGGCUUUUGAGAUAUUGGAUCGACCGGUGCUGGAAACAUUGUACUAUGCCAGCUCUCAAUAUAAAUGGAGUUCUGCCCCAAACGAUUCCGGUGCCAAUAGUCCCCAUAAAUUAUCGGAAAUAUUCAAAAUUUCCCAGCCGCAAUUCGAAUGGAUAGUCCUGAAUGAACGAAGUCGAAGUCAAGCGUGGUGUGAUAUGGAAGGAAUAUUCGAGAAGAAGACAUGGCUGAAUCUGAAGUCCAAGUCAUUUUCCAUAAAUGUCCCAUUGGAUAGCGUCAUCUAUCAGCUGCAUGGUCUGAAUGCGCCGGUAGCAAUCCUAAACUAUUUUCUGAGUAAAAUCAACGAACCGAACCAUCGCUUAGCGGUGGCCAAUCGAGUGAAUGCUACGAAAAGUAUUGUGGACGCGUUGAGUGAGUUGAAGGACAAGUCUGGUUUAGAGAAAUUCAUUGAAACGCUGCCAGUUGGUACCGAUGGACGGUUCUAUGCGGAAAAUACGUUAAAAAAUGUGAAAACCAAAUGGAAAGCUGAUAAUUUGAAGCUAAAAAUAUGAAUUCAACCGGUAAACCACGUACGGUAUGCACAGUCAAUAUACGCAAUUACAUUUAAACAUUUCUCAUGUAAAUAAAAAAAUUAUUUUUUUGGUUAGACGAGCCCCA
Molecule: messenger RNA, 1558 nt
Organism: Bradysia coprophila
Lineage: Eukaryota; Metazoa; Arthropoda; Insecta; Diptera; Sciaridae
Gene: Vps16B
Product: Vacuolar protein sorting 16B
Biological process (GO): intracellular protein transport; vacuolar transport
Cellular component (GO): cytoplasm
Source: RefSeq, a predicted model, not a curated record